AUGAGCGGCCCCUACCCGGAGGAGGGCUGCGGCGAGCGCCCCGACGGCGCCAAGAGCAAGUCGCCCACGCUGCUGUCGUCCUACUGCAUCGACAGCAUCCUGGGCCGCCGCAGCCCCUGCAAGGUGCGGCUGCUGGGCGCCGCGCACAGCCUGCCCGCCGCGCUCGCCGCCCGCCCGGAGCACGAUAAGGCCGCGCAAGGCUCCCCGAAGGGCAGCCCCCCCUUCGAGGCGGCCGAGCUGCACCUGCCCCCCAAGCUGCGCCGCCUCUACGGGCCGGGCGGGGGCCGCCUGCUGCCGCCGGGACCGCGGGGGGACCGCCCCGACGGGCGGCCGGAGGGGGGCGCCGCCGCCGUGCCCCCUGCUGCCGCUGCUGCGCCCGCCGCCGCGGCCGCCCCGUGGGACACGCUGAAGAUCAGCCAGGCGCCGCAGGUCAGCAUCAGCCGCAGCAAGAGCUACCGCGAGAACGCGCCCUUCGUGGCCCCGCCGCCCGCCCUGGACGAGCUGGGGGGCGGCGGCGCGGCGCACGUCGAGGAGCGGCCCGGCCCCGCCGCGCCGGCCGCCGAGGAGGAGGAGGAGGAGGAGGACGAGGAGAUGCUGGAGGAGGAGGACGAGGAGGAAGAGGAGCUGGAGGAGGAGGACGAGGAGGAGCUGCUGGGCGAGGACGGCGGGGGGCUGCUGAAGGAGGCCCGCCGGGGCGCCGCCGCGGCCCCCGGGGCGGAGGGCGGGGAGCUGUCCCCCAAAGAGGAGCUGCUGCUGCACCCCGAGGACGGCGAGGGCAAGGACGGCGAGGAGAGCGUGUGCCUCUCGGCCGGCAGCGACUCCGAGGAGGGGCUGCUCAAGAGGAAGCAGCGCCGCUACCGCACCACCUUCACCAGCUACCAGCUGGAGGAGCUGGAGAGGGCCUUCCAGAAAACCCACUACCCCGACGUCUUCACCAGGGAGGAGCUGGCCAUGAGGCUCGACCUGACCGAAGCCCGAGUGCAGGUAUGGUUCCAGAACCGUAGGGCUAAGUGGCGGAAGAGGGAAAAGGCUGGGGCUCAGACACACCCCCCAGGUUUGCCUUUCCCUGGUCCCCUGUCAGCAACUCACCCCCUCAGUCCAUACCUUGAUGCUAGUCCUUUCCCUCCUCAUCACCCAGCUCUAGACUCCGCCUGGACCGCCGCCGCCGCCGCCGCCGCGGCCGCCGCCUUCCCCAGCCUGCCCCCGCCGCCGCCCGGCUCCGCGGCGCUGCCCCCCGGCGGGACCCCGCUCGGCCUCGGCACCUUCCUGGGGGCGGCCGUGUUCCGGCACCCCGCCUUCAUCAGCCCCGCCUUCGGCAGGCUCUUCUCCACCGUGGCCCCCCUGGGCAGCGCCUCCAGCGCCGCGGCGCUGCUGCGGCAGCCGGCGCCGGCCGCCGAGGGGGCGGUGGGCUCGGCGGGGCUGGGGGACCCGGCCAGCGCCGCCGCCGACCGGCGGGCGUCCAGCAUCGCCGCCCUGCGGCUGAAGGCCAAGGAGCACGCCGCCCAGCUCACCCAGCUCAACAUCCUCCCCGGGAGCAGCACGGGGAAAGAGGUGUGCUAA
This is a messenger RNA of Cygnus atratus (black swan), 1560 nucleotides long. RefSeq names its product aristaless related homeobox (gene ARX). Bases 1 to 1560 code for a protein of 519 amino acids. NCBI's taxonomy places the organism in Eukaryota, Metazoa, Chordata, Aves, Anseriformes, Anatidae. The transcript has 5 exons. Gene Ontology annotation, molecular function: DNA-binding transcription factor activity, RNA polymerase II-specific; RNA polymerase II transcription regulatory region sequence-specific DNA binding. Gene Ontology annotation, biological process: regulation of transcription by RNA polymerase II. The record is from RefSeq and is a predicted model, not a curated record.